AUGAGAGCCAUUCAGGUCACCGAAUAUGUGAAGGGACCUCUGGAACUCGGAGUUGUUACACUUCCUACCCCUUCCCCGUCUCCGACAGACUACCUGAUUGAGAUACACUCGGCGGGUACCAACUUCUUCGACAUCCUACAAAUUCAAGGCAAAUACCAACAUCAGCCUCCCUUACCCUGGGUCGGAGGUUCAGAGUUUGCGGGUACAGUGCUGGCCGUGCCCACCUCUCCUACAACGCCGCCACGGUUCGCUGUUGGCGAUCGAGUCUUCGGCGCAACGCAGGGUGCCUACGCCACUCACGUCCUCGCUCCCGAACCAUCCUUGCUACCUAUCCCUAGCGGUUGGACUUUUGAGGAUGCUGCUGGCCUCUUUGUCACGGCCCCGACAUCCUACGGGGCCCUCGUUCACCGGGCAAACGUCCAGGCUGGUGAGUGGGUGCUGGUGCAUGCGGCCGCCGGCGGCGUUGGUCUGGCCGCCGUGCAGAUCGCCAAAGCCAAGGGGGCGACGGUGAUCGCGACGGCCAGCACAGAGCGGAAGCGGCAGAUCGCGCGACAGUUCGGCGCGGACCACGUCGUCGAUUACCGCGACAAGAGCUGGCCGGACCACGUCAAAAAACUGUGCGCGCAACACCGUACGGGAAACGGCAAGGUGGGCGUCGACAUUGUCUAUGACCCUGUAGGACUGAUUGAGGCCAGCCUCAAGUGUGUCGCGUGGAACGCGCGCUUGCUGGUGAUCGGAUUCGCGGCGGGCAAGAUCGAGAAGGUCGCGUUGAACCGGGUGCUGCUCAAGAAUGUCAGUUUGGUCGGAUUGCACUGGGGCCAGUACGCCCAGUUCGAGAAGGAGACGGUUCAGUCCGUUUGGGCCGGCAUCUUCGACCUCGUCGCGCAAAGGAAGUUCAGGGGCACUGCCUUCAAGGACGAGACCUUCGUGGGCCUAGAGAGUGUUCCCCGCGCAUUGCAGGCGCUGGGUGGAAGAGAAACCUGGGGAAAGGUGGUGGUGAAGGUCAUUGAUGAUGAGGCCGAAGCGGGCAAGAGUAAGCUCUGA
Molecule: messenger RNA, 1044 nt
Organism: Aspergillus fijiensis CBS 313.89
Lineage: Eukaryota; Fungi; Ascomycota; Eurotiomycetes; Eurotiales; Aspergillaceae
Product: NADPH:quinone oxidoreductase family protein
Exons: 2
Coding region: 1-1044 (347 amino acids)
Cellular component (GO): mitochondrion
Molecular function (GO): oxidoreductase activity; zinc ion binding
Source: RefSeq, a predicted model, not a curated record